Messenger RNA from Corythoichthys intestinalis (scribbled pipefish), 5244 nucleotides. It is a transcript of the gene angpt2a, whose product is annotated as angiopoietin 2a. Lineage: Eukaryota; Metazoa; Chordata; Actinopteri; Syngnathiformes; Syngnathidae. Bases 114 to 1676 code for a protein of 520 amino acids. Gene Ontology annotation, biological process: Tie signaling pathway. The record is from RefSeq and is a predicted model, not a curated record. Gene Ontology annotation, molecular function: receptor tyrosine kinase binding. The transcript is spliced from 9 exons.
ACGCACACAUGCAGUCUGCUACCGGUAAACUGCAGCAAUGAUCCUCUGAUGACAAGUUUUUUUGUUCAUACUAAAUACUUAUAGAAGGACUUUCAAAGGAAUUUACAGUUUGGAUGCCCAUGAGGAAAGAAGCAUUUAAGCCAAAAACCUUUUUGAGCCUCAUAAAUUCUAAAAAGGAAAGAUCAUUGAAAAUGUUGCCCAUUGUUUUGUUUUUUCUAAGUGUCUGUCUCGGCGUGGGGAUGGGAUAUCGGACACAUUCGGACAGCACUGUGGGCAAAAGACAGUAUCAGAUCCAAAAUGGGCCAUGCAGCUACACCUUUCUGCUACCUGAGCAGGAGAACUGCAAAAGCCAGAGCAGCAGCUACAAUUAUCCAGUUCAGAAGGACGGGCCCACAGACAACGACGAGUCAGCUCACAGGCUGGAACAGCUGGAGAUGGUCAUGGAGAACAACACGCAGUGGCUACUUAAGCUACAGAAUUAUAUCCAGGAGAGCAUGAAGCAGGAUAUGGUCCAGAUCCAACAGAGCGCUGUACAAAAUCACACAGCCACAAUGAUUGAAAUAGGAACAAACCUGCUCAGUCAAACUGCAGAGCAAACGAGGAAAUUGACCAAUGUGGAAGCACAGGUAAUCAAUCACACAACUCGACUCGAACGGCAACUGCUGGAGAAUUCUUUGUCAACCAAUAAACUGGAAAAACAAGUUAUUGUCCAAACAAAUGAAAUAAAUAAGCUGAAUGACAAAAACAGCUUACUGGAGAAGAAAGUAAAGGACUUGGAGGAGCAGAGGGAGGUUGAGCAGAAGACGCUUCAAGUAGAAAAGGAGCAGCUUCAGAAUCUAUUACAGAGGCAGACAACUAUCAUUUUUGAGCUGGAACAAAAGUUACUCAGGGUGUCAUCCAACAACAGUGUCCUGCAGCAUCAGCAACAGGAGCUCCUGGAAACUGUGAACCAACUAAUUCACACCUUCUCGACUGGAGCAACCCAAGUGAUAAAAACUGCCAUGAUGCAGGAUACGCCUUCCACAUUCAUGGAUUGUGCUGCUGUCUUCAAGUCGGGAAACACAAAGACUGGUGUCUAUACACUCACUUUGCCCAACACUACAAUAGAGGUUAAGGCAUUUUGUGACAUGGAGCUGGAGGAAGGUGGCUGGACGGUAGUACAAAAACGUUUUGAUGGCAGUGUUGACUUUCACCGUACGUGGGAAGAGUAUAAAAAGGGAUUUGGAGAUCCGUCAGGAGAAUAUUGGUUAGGAAAUGAAUUUGUAUCCAGGCUGACAAGUCAACAUUCUUACAACCUCAGGAUCCAAUUGAGUGACUGGGAGGGGAAUUCUGCAUUCUCCCUGUAUGACCAGUUCUCACUCGAUGGUGAGGGAAAAAACUACAGGAUACACCUUAAGGGCUACAGUGGAACGGCAGGCAAAAUAAGCAGCAUUGGUCAGCCAGGAAGUGAUUUCAGUACAAAAGAUGCAGACAAUGACAAAUGUGUUUGCAAAUGCUCACAACUGACAACAGGAGGUUGGUGGUUUGAUGCUUGUGGGCCAUCCAAUUUAAAUGGAAUGUAUUACCAGGGAGGCCAAAACUCCAAUCGCUUCAAUGGCAUCAAAUGGUACUACUGGAAGGGAUCGGGAUAUUCACUGAGAGCUACGUCUAUAAUGAUCAGGCCAGCAGACUUCUAAGUUAAACAAUUGUAAUGGGCACUGAGGAAGAUGGAUCCCAAAGCACCUAAUGACAUUCCUUAAAGGACUAACUGGGAAAGUUCUAUUUCGUUAACUAAUCUUAAUCUAAAUCAAACCAAGGUACCCCGCACACUGAGCGAUGCGGACAAACACAACGUAAAUGUUACGCAGUGUGCUGAUCAUUGCAAUUAGUUUUCAUGAAUGGCAAACUAGUUUUUAUGGAUAUGUUGCUUCCAAAUAAAAACAGUAAAAUUCUAAGUUUUUGGCGAUUGAGAAGUAAGCGACAGGAAUGUGUAAAUUGUUGACUAACUUAUUGCCGAUUGCACAUAUCAGCCGCAUUCGGAUGGGUCGGUCGCUCAAUGUGCGGUAGGCCUAUCAAAAGAAAAUGUGGGAUGUAUUAAAGUUAGCUUUUUGAAAUUAUACUGCGAGUUUACCAUUUAGUAAAGUGUUCAGUAUUUCAACCGAUUGCCAAUGACACUUCACAGAAAUAGAGGCUGUGGUGGAAAUACAAUUGGCUCUUUUUAUUUAUUACUAAUGGCUCUGCAAUGGUUCCUCUUGUAAUUUCUAAUAAGUUAAUUAUGUUAAUUAUAAAUGAAACUGAGAAUCUCAGUUAAGAUAACAUCUUGUGGCGAAUGUAUUCACGACAGUACUGUACAAUAUAUUUAUGUGUGAAAUAUUAUUUGGGGAUGUAUUUUUUUCCAUUCCACCUUCUAGAUCACCUAGAACAGGGGUGUCAAACUCAUUUUGUUUCACGGGCCACAUUCAAGACAAUUACAGCUUAUGUGGGUCGGACUAGUUUAUGUUUGGCCAAAUAAGUUAACUCUCAUAGAGGGCGCUAGACGGCCAAUCCAUUUUGACUGGGAGGGGGCUAAUGAACAUUACCUUCUCAGUCAAGGGCGCUCUCAAUGGCAUUAAGAAGAAUUUUUGACAUUAGGCUUAAUCUUAGAGUUGGCAGGUGUUUAAUUAGUCGGUGGAAUUGAUUUCAACAAAUUCCGUGCAGUUUGUCAGUAUUUGUUAGUUUCAGGGCUCCGGAAUGGCUAAGCUAGCGUGAGUCAAUGGUCCCAUGUUAGCAUGCCAAUAAAAUUUUUUAAAAAAACCAAUAUAUAAAUGCAUGAGAAUCACUGAUGACCCAUGCAAUCAAUAGUGUUAGCUAUGUUUUCAGGAUAACGUUAUUAAAACUUACCAUUGCAUUUCAAUAAUUGUACUAUGAACAGCAACAUUUGUAAUCCAGCAUUUCUGCAGGUCAAAUUUUCGGAACUCCUCCUUUAAAAAUGAGAAUCCACAGCCAGUCCUUGCAGUUUAAGUGAACUGGAUAUCAAUCAUUGUCAAAGGCUGGCAAUGAGGAAAUCUUGCGUCACUUCCUUGUAAUUUUUAGCGUACUGACAGUAAAUUUUAGAUCAUUUCCUAUUGCGGUAAUUCUUUUUGCAGCAUUUCCGGGUUACUUCCUGAUGAUUUCGUGUCACGUCCGGUUGGUUUUGAGGUAGAAGUAGUGCCAGGGUUACGACGUACCAGACUUACGUGAUUUCGACUUUGCGACAGCAGUCUCGUUUAUUUUUUUUUUCUUUCCGUUUUAGAAUGUUUACUUUUGGUUUGUGAUGCAUGCUUUUAUCUUGGCACAGGAAGCGUAGAGCAGGAAGUACUAAUGGCACGCGAGUAAGAGCGCACGUACAUAUGAAGAAGAAUAUAUUUGCGCACACGAAGAAGAGUGCACAGGCACGCGCACACACGAGGAAGAGUGUAUUUGUUCUGUUUCCACGAAGAGGUCACGCAGCCGAAGGAGAGAGAGAAGGGAAAGCCUGCAAGUCUACGCACACACUUGUUGCUUGUGAAGCAUCAACAAAGGCUACACCUGUUAAUAACUUUUGUACUGUUUAUUGUGCAUUUUCAGUUGUGGUCGAAUACUUGGAGUGAGUUUAUGUGAUUAUUUUUGAUGAUGUGCAGAUGCUAAAUGAUAGAUGCUAUUUGUUUGUGUGGAUUUUUAUUGCUGUUGCAGCAGCUACUGAUAAAUGCAAAAUUUAAUGACCGGUACUGUUAUUGAAGAUGAAGCUGAUUUAAUUUCAAUUUUAUUUUAGUUACAUCUUGCAAGUUUUGAUGUCAUGAGCAGCUGAAUAAAGUCAGCAAACCACACGGACGUCUGACAUCGUGAUUGCGGAGGUUAGCUCGCUGUCUAGCUAGGACCUAGCGCCAAGGGGUUGGCGAGGACAGUACAAUAACGUAUAAUACAUUUUUAUUUAGAGAUUUAGGGGGUACUUAGGAGUACUUAAAGGGUUAAUUGUGACAUAGGCGGAAAUUCAGGUUACGUCGCCAGCGUAGGAACGGAACUUGUUCGUAACCCGCGGACUACAUAUAUUUUGCAUCACUUCCUUGUUAACUCAUUGGCUACCAUUGACGCUGCGAUUUUGACUGGGAGGGGGUGAAUGAACGAAUGUGACUGCUGACACGACACUGAGCCAAGUUUAUCACAAAACUCACAAAUAUCUUGUUUUACGGCACCAAUGUCAAAGUAAAAGUACGUGAUUCUGUAUGAACAGUAUGAAUGAGCUGUCCAAGGUGCCUGUCAGGAAAAAUAAGCCUGCGGGCUGGAUUGGACUCUUUGGUGGGCCGUUUCCGGCCCACUUGCCUUACAUUUGACACCCCUGACCUAGAGUAUUAGGUGCUAGACAACUAGCAUUUAUAUUGCACCCUGGCAGAGGUUUGGGGAAAAGUACAUCUUUAUUUAUGUGAAAGUUUAUUUGAAUCCCUCUCAAAAGUAAGUUUUUAUGAAACUGUACAUAUUGAAAGAUUAAUUUGCGUAUUGUGUCGCCAUAAAGUUCUCUUAUCAUUUUUGGCAUUUCAAAUGUUGUUCCCGCCACCCCAGAGGGUGCAAGUGUAGCUCCUGGUCAUAUAGUGUAUAAUACAGUACAUACAGUACUUAUCACAAUAUAAAGGAAGUAUUCUCAAUGGUGGAGGGACUCAUGGGAGUGCAUAUUUCAUCAAGGAGAAGCAAAGCAUUGCAAUCACUGAAAGUAAAUAAUAUUAAAAUGCCACCUAGUCCCUUCUGAUAAAAAGACAGGAUCGUGAUUCUCCAAACGACAAUGUACAAGAAGGACCACAGCAGAAAUAUCUUAACAUUUGUCUAUGUCAAGAAGGUGCCACUGCUCACGAUGGCAGGAGAGGACAGUGACUCAUGACUUCAGGAAGAGGCAACGUCCACAUUUCUCUCAGGAUACUUCAGGAAAAACAAGUUGACUGAAAAUGGAUGGCUGGCAGUAAAAACGAGCAGGCGGCCAACUGACUUCCUCCUCUUUGCAUUUGUGAGCAAUUACUGGACUGAAUGUCGGUGAAGGGAGCAACACAAAUGCUUUGCAUUGUAACCUGAAUUAAUAACAGCGGGCGCUGCACAAUGCAAAAUAUUUCGCAAGUAUUUGUCAGAGUAAAGAAUAUCCAGUAAAUUCAAAGUACAAGUUGAUUGAAAGUUGUGAACAGGAUUAGAGUUAUGUAAUGAGUAAUGAUGCACCGAUCUGGAUCGAUACAUCGAUUGGAUGAGCGCAAUUAAUCUAAAUCGAUCAUGUUAUAAAUGUCAUUUUGG